Enhydra lutris kenyoni (northern sea otter) is the source of this 297-nucleotide messenger RNA. The record is from the annotation of a RefSeq genome assembly. Lineage: Eukaryota; Metazoa; Chordata; Mammalia; Carnivora; Mustelidae.
AUGUCCAUAGUGUAUAUUAAUAUCUUCCUAGCCUUUAUCUUAUCCUUCAUAGGACUACUCAUAUACCGAUCUCACCUCAUAUCCUCCCUACUCUGUCUAGAAGGUAUAAUACUAUCCCUAUUCGUCAUAAUAACAAUCACAAUCCUGGUAAACCACUUCACACUAGCCAGUAUAACCCCUAUCAUCUUGCUUGUAUUCGCGGCCUGUGAAGCAGCCCUAGGACUAUCACUGCUAGUCAUAGUCUCCAACACAUAUGGAACGGAUUACGUACAAAACUUAAAUCUACUACAAUGUUAA